Messenger RNA from Anopheles merus, 952 nucleotides. It is a transcript of the gene U2A, whose product is annotated as probable U2 small nuclear ribonucleoprotein A'. Gene Ontology annotation, cellular component: U2 snRNP. Bases 108 to 854 code for a protein of 248 amino acids. The transcript is spliced from 3 exons. NCBI's taxonomy places the organism in Eukaryota, Metazoa, Arthropoda, Insecta, Diptera, Culicidae. The record is from RefSeq and is a predicted model, not a curated record. Gene Ontology annotation, molecular function: U2 snRNA binding; protein binding. Gene Ontology annotation, biological process: mRNA splicing, via spliceosome.
GUAGGAGUAAGCGUUUUCGCGGAUCGACAAGCGACAGAUUGCAAACAUAAACACAAAUCGGCGUGUUAUUUCGCUUUCUUUCCUUAGCUCCAGAAAAAGGCCCGAAAAUGGUGAAACUUACACCAGAUCUAAUAAAUCAGUCCAUGCAGUACAUGAACCCGUGUCGCGAUCGAGAGCUAGACUUACGGGGGUACAAAAUACCACAGAUUGAGAAUAUGGGUGCGACGCUGGAUCAGUACGAUACGAUCGACUUUUCCGACAACGACAUCCGCAAGUUGGACGGUUUUCCGCGCCUGGCCAGAUUGAAGUGUCUUCUUCUGAACAACAACCGGAUUGUGAGAAUUGGUGAAAACCUUCACGAAUCCCUUCCCAACCUUCAGAGUAUCAUUCUGACCGGCAACAACAUUCAGGAGCUCGGUGACCUGGAACCUCUGACGAAGCUGCCGAACCUCGAGACGCUCAGCUUGCUGACGAAUCCCGUAUCCACCAAGCAACACUACCGUGAGUAUGUUGCGUUUCGUUUCCCCAACCUACGGCUGCUAGAUUUCCGCAAGAUCCGGCAAAAGGAGCGCGAAGCAGCGAACCUACUGUUCAAGUCGAAGAAGGGCAAAGAAAUGCACAAAGAAAUCGUCCGGAAAGCGAAACAAGCUUUGCCGGCCGGUGCACUCGGUGAAUCAUCGCCGGAGAAGCAGGCCGUCCAGAAUGCGAGCCCGGCCGACAUUCAGAAGAUUAAGGAAGCCAUCAAGCGAGCGACGAAUCUGCACGAAGUCGAACGGCUUAAUCGCAUGCUACAGUCUGGUCAAAUUACUGGCGACAUACUGAACGGUAACGAAUCGCAUUCCAUUAAUUAUUAAUCUUUUGCAGAAAGCGAUCGCGAAUGGGGUGAUAGAGGGAUCUUCUGAAGCCGAAUGCGCACAAUUGCAGUAUAAUAAUGAGUCAAUAUUUUAUUCUA